UUCACCACAACAAGAAAAUGUGAACACAAGCCCUGCCAUGUAAAGACGACUCGACUCAAGGCGCCCCACAUAAAUCAGUACCUUAGACAGCGACACGCGGCCGUUAUCAGCAUCUCCAACCCAGCGGAAAGCACACAGUCCACUGCACUCGGCUGUCCUACCAGAGCGCAACCAAGGCAUGCAGUUCCGUGAAUGACGAUUCUCUCUAUCAGAGCGCAAUGGGUUUCAGAAGCGCUGCUAUUAAUGAUAUACUUAAUUAACUAAUUGCGUCUUCCAUACUGAUGCUAUUCAUUCUUCUAGCCAGUAUGGUAACAGUAUCGAUCGUGGGAGGACCAACGCGAGUGGCAGGUGACGAGGGUUGUAACAGCCUUGUUGGACUGAGAGCCUGAGAGCCUGAGAGCCCUAUCACAUUCACUUCACUACCAAGUCAGAGAAGAUCACAAGCGUCGCGUCGGAAGUGAAUUGACAGGUUAGACACACGAUGGGGAUAAGGCACCUUUUGCUGCUCCUCAUAUACCUGGAUCCCCUGAGCGUUCUCUGCGCCGGGACAGGAGGCAAGAAGAUGAAACCCGUGACCAAGCGGACUCCCAAGGCGAAAGACACCAACAUCACCGCGGUGAUCCCCACCGCUGCGCCGCAGAAGAAUACGACCAAGGACUACGAUACGUGCACGGGUUACUACGAUGUGAGCGGACAAUUUGACAGAGAGUUUGCGUGUAACAACACGGUUCACCGCUACUGCUGCGGGUCCUGCUUCCUGCGGUUCUGCUGCCAGGAAAAAGAAAAACGAGUGGAUCAGUCAAGCUGUAAAAACUACAACAAGCCGGACUGGGUGAAAACGCCCCCCCCGUCGCCAGCCUCGACGGGACAGCCUUUUGACCCGAGUAUGGACCAGACGAACACUGCGGUGUACAUCACCUGUGGGAUCAUAGCUUUUAUUUUAGUGGUGGGAGUUUCGGCUAAAGUUGCCUAUGACAAAGCCACAGAGCCUCCUCAGGAAAUGAAUAUCCAUAGGGCCCUUGCAGACAUCCUGAGGCAACAGGGGCCCAUUCCCAUAUCGCAAUAUGACUGUGAGAACUUUUCAGCCAUGAACGGCUCUCCCAAAGACAACACUCCUCAACAAACCUCCUCCAAGAACCACUACACCCCUGUCCACCAGUCCAAGUCCAACCACGCCUGGGACUCCAUGCAAGAUCUCACCUCGUGGAGUUGCAAUGACCAUGAGAACGGUGAGGAAUCAGUCCAGAACUACACGGGAGGAUCUUGUCAAUGA
Molecule: messenger RNA, 1273 nt
Organism: Oncorhynchus nerka (sockeye salmon)
Lineage: Eukaryota; Metazoa; Chordata; Actinopteri; Salmoniformes; Salmonidae
Product: protein shisa-6-like
Exons: 3
Coding region: 482-1273 (263 amino acids)
Biological process (GO): regulation of short-term neuronal synaptic plasticity; regulation of AMPA receptor activity
Cellular component (GO): dendritic spine membrane; AMPA glutamate receptor complex; postsynaptic density
Source: RefSeq, a predicted model, not a curated record